This is a messenger RNA of Pistacia vera, 1895 nucleotides long. Its product is annotated as glutathione reductase, chloroplastic. Gene Ontology annotation, cellular component: cytosol; mitochondrion. NCBI's taxonomy places the organism in Eukaryota, Viridiplantae, Streptophyta, Magnoliopsida, Sapindales, Anacardiaceae. Gene Ontology annotation, molecular function: NADP binding; flavin adenine dinucleotide binding; glutathione-disulfide reductase (NADPH) activity. The record is from RefSeq and is a predicted model, not a curated record. Gene Ontology annotation, biological process: cellular response to oxidative stress; cell redox homeostasis; glutathione metabolic process. The transcript has 11 exons. Bases 60 to 1727 code for a protein of 555 amino acids.
UACAACACAACACAAACAUAAGAAGGGAGAAAUCAAAAAUUAAAAUUUAAAAAAAAAAAAUGGCGACAUCCGUUACUACUCCAAAGCUCACUACCACCUUCUUCUACAAAAGGCUGCCGAUUUCACUUCCAAUUUCUUCUCACUUUCUCUCUCUUCCUAAAACCCUAGCUUCUCCUUCUCUUUCUUACGUUCAGAGCCACCACCACCACGGUCAACAUCAUCAACGUCGUCAUUUCUCCGUUCGAGCCGAGUCCGAGAAUGGAGCUGAGACCGCUCGUCAGUACGACUUCGACCUUUUCACUAUUGGCGCCGGUAGUGGCGGCGUCCGUGCAUCACGUUUUGCCUCUAAUUUCGGCGCUUCUGUUGCUGUCUGUGAGCUUCCGUUUUCAACAAUUUCUUCUGAGACCACCGGUGGCGUUGGUGGCACGUGUGUCCUUCGAGGAUGCGUACCAAAGAAACUAAUGGUGUAUGCAUCAAAAUUUUCUCAUGAAUUUGAUGAGAGUAAUGGGUUUGGUUGGAAAUAUGAGGUAGAACCGCAGCAUGAUUGGAGCACUUUGAUUGCUAACAAAAAUGCUGAGCUGCAGCGCCUUACUGGUAUCUACAAAAACGUUCUGAAAAAUGCUAAUGUCACAUUACUUGAAGGUCGUGGAAAGAUUGUGGACCCGCACACGGUCGAUGUAGAUGGAAAACUUUAUACAGCUAGGCACAUACUAAUCUCAGUUGGAGGACGUCCAUUCAUUCCUGACAUUCCUGGUAGUGAGCAUGCAAUAGAUUCAGAUGCUGCACUUGAUUUGCCAUCAAAGCCUAAGAAAAUUGCAAUAAUUGGUGGUGGAUACAUUGCCUUGGAGUUUGCUGGCAUCUUCAAUGGUCUGACAAGUGAUGUCCAUGUUUUUAUACGGCAGAAAAAAGUUUUAAGGGGUUUUGAUGAAGAGAUAAGAGACUUUGUUGCAGAACAGAUGUCUGUGAGAGGAAUUGAGUUUCACACAGAGGAGUCACCGGAGGCUAUCCUAAAGUCAGCAGAUGGUUCACUAUCUCUCAAGACUAACAAAGGAACAGUUGAAGGCUUCUCUCAUAUUAUGUUUGCAACUGGACGCAGGCCUAAUACAAAGAACUUAGGAUUGGAAAAGGUGGGUGUUAAAAUGAGCAAGAAUGGAGCAAUACAGGUUGAUGAAUACUCUCGUACCUCUGUUCCUUCCAUUUGGGCAGUUGGAGAUGUUACAGAUAGAAUAAAUUUGACUCCAGUUGCUUUAAUGGAGGGUGGGGCUCUAGCAAAAACUCUGUUUCAGGAUGAACCAACAAAACCUGAUUAUAGAGCUGUUCCGUCUGCUGUGUUUUGCCAACCACCAAUUGGACAAGUUGGUCUUUCUGAAGAACAGGCUAUACAAGAAUAUGGUGAUAUUGAUGUCUUCACAGCAAACUUCAGACCAUUAAAAGCUACUCUCUCAGGGCUUCCAGACCGCGUGUUCAUGAAACUUAUAGUAUGUGCAAAGACAAACAAGGUUCUGGGUUUGCACAUGUGUGGAGAAGAUGCGCCUGAAAUUGUGCAGGGAUUUGCGGUUGCUGUGAAAGCUGGCUUGACCAAGGCAGACUUUGACACAACAGUUGGUAUUCACCCAACAGCAGCAGAGGAGUUCGUCACAAUGAGGACACCUACUCGGAAGAUUAGAAAGAGCACUCCAUCAGAGGGAAUGACUGGUCCUGAGGUGAAAGCUGCCGCAGGGGUUUAGCAAGAAUCGAGUUUGAUUAAUCGACUGCACAGUGCAUGGGCCCGUUUAAGGUUGGGUUGCCAGUGAACAGUUUGUGAAGGAUUGAUAAAGAACUGGGACCGUACACCUGAUUGAACUUCAGUUGGAUGCAUUAACACAGAUUUCUUGUUUUGGCCAUUGAGAAGCACA